Messenger RNA from Zeugodacus cucurbitae (melon fly), 2236 nucleotides. Its product is annotated as ankyrin repeat domain-containing protein 13D. Gene Ontology annotation, molecular function: protein binding. The transcript has 10 exons. Gene Ontology annotation, cellular component: cytoplasm. The record is from RefSeq and is a predicted model, not a curated record. NCBI's taxonomy places the organism in Eukaryota, Metazoa, Arthropoda, Insecta, Diptera, Tephritidae. The coding region runs from base 190 to 1950 and encodes 586 amino acids.
UUCGCAGAAGUUGCAAUUUUACUUAUUGACAGACGGUCAGCACAGCAAAGAAUGCAUUAUCAAUUGAUAAAUAUACAGUGAUAUAGAACGGCAAGGGAAUUAACUUAUUUCCACUAUCCAGAGGAGUAAUAUAAAAAUCCAUACUGGAAAUAUACCGAAACCGAAGGUGAACAAAUUUUGCUUCUAGUCAUGAAAACAUUGGAGGAUAUUCAAAACGAAUUUCCCCUACACUGGCUGGUGUGGAUCAACAACGUAGAUGAGUUAAAACGGGUGUUGAAAACGGAAACGAUUGACAAAGAAAAAGUCGAUAACCAUGGACGAACACCAUUAAUGUUAGCCGUAAAAUUAUCACAUUUACAGUGUGUCAAGUGCCUUUUAGCGGCUAAAUGUAACGCCAGCUUCGAACAUGAAGGAUGGUCAGUGGUACAAGAAGCCGUUUGUUCAGGAGAUGAAGCUAUAUUAACUGCUAUCAUAGAGGUCCGCGAUUUGCAGCGUCAUAUUCAACGAGUAACACAUGUACCGAAAUUGCUACAACACUUAUUAGACGCUCCCGAUUUCUAUAUUGAAAUGAAAUGGGAAUUCACAUCUUGGGUACCCCUCAUGUCUCGGCUUUGUCCUAGUGACACCUACAAAGUUUAUAAACGUGGUGCGAAUGUCCGAAUCGAUACCACAUUGCUUGGUUUUGAUAACAAUACUUGGCAACGAGGGAAUCGCUCUUACAUUUUCAAAGGAGAAAAAGAUUCUGCCGUAAUGAUUGAAAUCGAUCACGACACUCAUGAAGUAAUGGAGGAACAAAUGAAUAGUGAUAUAGGAGACAUUGUGGCAAUACCACCCCCGAUUGGAGCUGUACGUGCAAGGCUAAAUGCGCCUGUUAUUACGAAUAACAUUGAAAUUGAUAAAAUUAGCUUUGAACGUAACAAAUCAGGGAUUUGGGGCUGGCGUAGUGAAAAGUCCGAAGUAGUUAAUGGAUAUAAUUGUAAAGUUUAUGGAGCGAGCAACGUUGAGUUUAUAACGCGCACACGAAUGGAUCAUUUAAAUGAGGACCAAAUAAAGAAUAAAUGUGCGCGCACGCCAUUGCAUAGCUUUUUAGGUAUUGCUGAUGAUGAAGUUUCCAGUAUACGCUCUAAUGAGGGAAUAAAUUCCAAAGAACGGACACCUUCUCCGUCCGUUGAAUCUCGAUUUCGAGAAGAAAGUUUUGAAAAUUGUACGGGGGAGGAGAAUGCCAGUUGCAGUUCAGGUACGAAUUCACCCAAGUACGUUAUUACUCCAGAGGAAUAUUUUUCUGUCGAUGUCGAUUUGGACGGACGUGACGUUGGGCGUUCCAAGAAAAUCACUACUAAGGUUCAGAGGUUUAAGGCUAACUUAUGGCUCUCCGAAGAGUUCCCUAUGCGAUUGCAAGAACAAGUUCUUCCUAUAUUAGAUUUGAUGUCAACUAUGGCGAGUCCACAUGUUUCCAAAUUGAAAGACUUUAUCACUAUGCAACUGCCGUCUGGAUUCCCGGUGAAAGUUGAAAUACCGUUGUUCCAUGUCUUAAAUGCAUGUAUCACAUUUGGUAAUGUGUUUGGAAUGACAAGCGCUGUAGAAAAUGUAACUACUAUUAAUGAAGACGAUCGCAUAACUUGCAUUGUGGAUGAUCGAUGUUUUGAUAUACCAACCCAUUACGCCAAUAGAGAUGUGGACUUAAGGCGACAAUUGCCGAUAGAUGAGGAUGAUAUGUUACAAUACGCUAUUGAACAAAGCAUGGCGCAAACCACGAGUAGAGCUGUUUCUAUACCAAAUAUUGCAGAGGAUUCGGAUAAAGUGGAUAUAUGGGAAGCACUGCGUGGACAAGGAACUGAUGGAAUUCCAGACGAAGACGAACAGUUACAAAGCUACACCUCAUCGUGGGCGUACUCCAACACCAACGAAUCAAUUCAAACCCGACAUAGCUUACAUGAAAAAAAUAUUUAAAUAGUUGGGCUUUUAUAUAUAUUAUCGUCUGUCUGCUUUAAAUGUCAUUGGCAACAUUUUCGCAGUGUUUAAGAUUCCACGUCACUGUGUGAAACGACUUUAUGUAUUCAUACUUACGUUAUCAAUCACUAUUUAAUAAAUUCAAUAUUAGCUAAUUUAUAUAUGAACUCACUAGAAAAUUUAAAAUCAUUCGCAUGAUAUUCAUAUACGAGUACAUAAUAUGUACAUAUAUGUAGUUAGUGAAUGUCUUUAGUAAAUGCUACUUGCUUCGUAUUUCCUAUCCGCU